CGUUGUUUGAUCCGUCGUGGAGCCAAAGAGGAUUCCUCAAUCAAAACACAGAGCGUAGAGGACAGUGAUGCAAUUACGCAGUACAUGUCUUUUCGUGGACACGAGAACGCACGCAUUUCUUUGCCAUAUGGUUUGACUCCAUCCGCUUCCUCAUAUUGCAGUUGACCUGGACGUGGCGAGGCGAUUCAAACGGUUCCUGUUACGAUCCCUGUUCAAGAUGUCAGGCCACACACCCUCGCUCUUGAGACUGGAACAGAAGGCCGCGGAGGCUGACCAGAUCAUCGAAUAUCUCAAGCAGCAGGUCCAGCUGCUGAAGGAGAAAGCCAUUGUGCAGGCCACAGUGAAAGAGCAAAAGAAACUAAUGGUGGAGAACGCCAAGCUCAGGAUGGACAUUGAGGAAAUGAAGAAACAACUUCUGGAAAUGGAAAAGAGUAGAGGAGUGAAAGAUGUGUCCGUGCCUUCAGCAGAGCCCAGCAUCCAGUGUGUCUCUAAACCCACAGCCUCAGCACCACCUGCCCCAGCAGCCCCUUCUGCUCCAGCCGCAAAAAACCCACCAGCCAAAAACAACGAUGACAGCAAGAAGGUGAAAGCCGAGAAGAAGGGAGAGAAGAAGGAAAAGAAGCCUGCGGCUCCUCCUCAGGAAGAGGCAAAAGUAGACGUGUCCCGAUUGGAUUUGCGAGUGGGCCGCAUCAUCAGUGCUGAAAAGCACCCUGACGCCGACUCCCUCUACGUCGAGCAAGUGGAUGUUGGUGAAGCUGCCCCACGCACUGUUGUCAGUGGCCUGGUCAAACACAUCCCUCUGGAGCAGAUGCAAAAUCGUAUGGCUGUGCUUCUAUGCAACCUAAAGCCUGCUAAGAUGAGAGGCGUCUUAUCCCAGGCCAUGGUCAUGUGUGCCAGUUCUCCAGAGAAGGUUGAAAUCCUGGAUCCCCCGAGUGGAGCCACGGCUGGAGACAGGGUUACCUUCCAGGGCUUCCCAGGUGAGCCCGACAAGGAGCUGAACCCGAAGAAGAAAGUGUGGGAGCAGGUCCAGCCGGACUUGCGCACCGAUGACCAAUGUGUGGCCACUUACAAAGGAGCCGCCUUUGAGGUCACCGGCAAAGGAGUGUGCAAAGCUCAGACGAUGAGUAACAGUGGAAUCAAAUAGAAACUUCCUUCCGUGAGAAGGACCUCUUUAACUGCGCUCAAUGAAGGGAUACAUUUAAGACGAAUAAAGUCUUUUUGAAUGCUA
Molecule: messenger RNA, 1228 nt
Organism: Puntigrus tetrazona (Sumatra barb)
Lineage: Eukaryota; Metazoa; Chordata; Actinopteri; Cypriniformes; Cyprinidae
Gene: aimp1a
Product: aminoacyl tRNA synthetase complex interacting multifunctional protein 1a
Exons: 7
Coding region: 218-1144 (308 amino acids)
Molecular function (GO): tRNA binding
Source: RefSeq, a predicted model, not a curated record